CUUCGCCGUGCUCAUGGACCUACGCGGAGCCCUGUCACGAGACGAACGGUCCACGCUGCCCCUCAGGGUCAUCACCUGGGCAGGUUGCAGCGCGUCCGUUCUCUGCCUCUGCCUCUGCGUCACUGUGUUUGGCUGCUUCAGGUCCCUCCGCAACACUCGCACAUCAAUUCAUCUGAACCUGUGCAUCUGCCUCCUCGUUGCGGAAGUUGUCCUCAUGUUCGGACUCGACCAAACCAAGCACAAGGUAGAGAUUGCAACCAUCUGCAACGAACUGAUCUACGCUUUUUCAACGCUUGCUGUCCUGAUAGAAGCGGGUUACGUGAAAUCGCCUUUGUGUUCAGCUCGAAAGCUCACUGGCUUCUUUUAUUCUCGAGAACACGAUAAGAAGUCAUCUCUAAACAUAAAAAGUGGAAAGCACCACUAGAAAAAAAAUGUUAUUGCACUGCACUAACUUCCAAAUUUGCGUGCUUUUGUGACCUGGCAUCGUCUGUCAUAAAGACACACAGUCACCAUGCAUUUAGAAAUUCAACGCUAACCUAUAAAGCUUGUGUGCUCUCAAGGUUAAAAGAUGGCGGGAAAGCGCACACCUACAAAUAGAAAGAUGUCCGUGUCGUAGUAUCUUGUGCUUAUACUUUUCGUACAUAGCGUGCAAUACAGCACUCUUUUGCGCACACUUCCUGAAAGCACGUUGUAUUAUUUUUAGUCCUACUGAGGGAAUUAUUACAUUUAGGGCCAUGAAAAUUAAUGUGUGAUGUACUAAGUUCGUUCCUUGACUUUUAGUCGAGCGGAAACGUGCGCAGUCGUGCACUAGCGAGACCAGGUGAACAUUAUUUCUCUUCGGUACAUUGCAGUCACGCGGAUAUAUGUGGCACUUAAUAUGUUGU
This is a messenger RNA of Dermacentor silvarum, 884 nucleotides long. RefSeq names its product latrophilin-like protein LAT-2. Gene Ontology annotation, biological process: adenylate cyclase-activating G protein-coupled receptor signaling pathway. Gene Ontology annotation, cellular component: membrane. The record is from RefSeq and is a predicted model, not a curated record. The transcript has 2 exons. Gene Ontology annotation, molecular function: G protein-coupled receptor activity. Lineage: Eukaryota; Metazoa; Arthropoda; Arachnida; Ixodida; Ixodidae. Bases 14 to 424 code for a protein of 136 amino acids.